UGUCUUUUCUGUUUCCAGAGCCGGAGCCAUGACCUGAGACCCUGAUGACCACUGUCGGGGCUCUGGGUGACGGGCAAGUGCGCCAUGGAGCUGAAAGUGUGGGUGGAUGGAGUUCAGAGGGUCGUCUGCGGUGUCACUGAAGUCACAACCUGCCAGGAGGUGGUGAUAGCCUUAGCCCAGGCUAUAGGUCGAACUGGAAGGUACACCCUAAUAGAAAAAUGGAGAGAUACGGAAAGGCACUUGGCACCACAUGAAAACCCCAUCAUAUCCUUGAACAAGUGGGGGCAGUAUGCUAGCGACGUACAGCUCAUCUUGCGGCGGACUGGGCCAUCUCUCAGUGAGCGACCCACCUCAGACAGUGUGGCCCGGAUUCCUGAAAGAACUUUGUACCGACAGAGCUUGCCCCCCUUAGCCAAACUGCGGCCUCAGAUAGACAAGUCCAUCAAAAGAAGAGAACCUAAAAGAAAAUCGCUGACGUUCACAGGAGGUGCCAAAGGGCUGAUGGACAUUUUUGGGAAAGGGAAGGAAACUGAGUUUCGGCAGAAGGUGCUGAGCAGUUGCAGAAGCACCGCGGAGGAGCUGAAGCGGCUGAUCCGGCUCCAGACAGAGAAGCUGCAAGCCAUCGAGCAGCAGCUGGAGUCCAGCGAGCUCGAAAUACGGUUCUGGGAGCAAAAGUUCAACUGCAGCCUGGAAGAGGAGAUUGUCCGCCUGGAGCAGAAGAUCAAGAGGAAUGAUGUGGAGAUCGAGGAGGAGGAAUUUUGGGAAAAUGAACUGCAGAUCGAACAAGAAAAUGAAAAGCAGCUGCAGGACCAGCUUGAGGAGAUACGGCAGAAAGUCACGGACUGUGACAGCAAGCUGAAGGACUACCUGGCGCAGAUCCACACGAUGGAGAGCGGCCUCGAAGCGGAGAAACUGCACCGGGAAGUUCAGGAGGCACAGGUCAAUGAGGAGGAGGUGAAAGGAAAGAUUGAGAAGGUCAAGGGGGAGAUGGACCUUCAAGGGCAGCAGAGCCUGAGGCUGGAGAACGGCAUUCGAGCCGUAGAGAGGUCUCUGGGGCAGGCUACCAAGCGCUUACAGGACAAGGAACAGGAGCUGGAGCAGUUGACCAAAGAGCUGCGGCAAGUCAACCUCCAGCAGUUCAUCCAGCAGACAGGGACAAAGGUCACCGUGCUGCCAGCUGAGCCCACUGAAAUAGAGGCCUCCCAGGCAGACAUAGAGACAGAAGCGCCAUUCCAGUCUGGGUCCCUGAAGCGACCUGGUUCUUCACGGCAGCUCCCCAGUAAUCUCCGUAUUCUGCAGAACCCCAUCUCCUCUGGAUUUAAUCCUGAAGGCAUCUAUGUAUAACAUUGUCUUCAGGGGAAAGAUCCAGCCAAGGUACCAAGGACAGUAAAAUCCUUCAGUGUGUGCCAACUGAGCGAGGGUCUGUCCCAGGCCACUCUACCUUCUCCAAUUGCAGACCACUUGAGCCCUGUGCACUGACGCCGAACACGGAGCUGUUCACACUCGCAGUAUUGACACGUUGUCUAGCAGCUGACAUGCAAAGCCUUCAUUUUUAUUUGUAGUCUUCUGAGAACAUUAGAAAAGUAUUAGCCUAUGUUUAUACAUGAAUAAACCCUGAAUUAAAGAGUAAGGUUAUGUUAACUGUUUAGUUUAAUUUAUUCCAUGUAACUGAUUGAUGUAUGAAUGUUGCUGUUUAAUAUUUUAUUAAUCCUUAUCCUGUGAGUUAAUUAUGUUAACUGUUGUGGGCUCCUGACUGUGUGCAUGUUGGCAGAUUCCGUCCGAGCUUUGCUCAUGCAUAGCUACACGGCCUCCUGGGACGCUCACCGUCCAGACUGACUCCAGCGGAGCCCGCUGACCUCAACGCUGGAGCUUUUCCUCGCCCCCGCUUUAGUGAGAGAGUUGAGCUUUCUCUCUACUCUGGAAGCUGAUCGUUUCUUUACAGUAUUUCCCAAUGUAAAUUACCAUAUAACAUCCCAGAAACAGCUUUAAUGGGGGUAGUUGUUCAUAUAAAAUGCUUGUGGUCAUAGACUGCCAGCAGGUCAGCUGAUGGCUGCCCAUGGGUUUUCUGGUACACGCUGAGGUCUUCCUGCCUUAUGCUCCCAUGAUGUGAGGAGGAGAGAGCCCUGAAGAUAGGGAUGCUGUACUUUGGGAAUCAUGGGAUACAUUUCAGAGCAACCCACUUCCUCUGUGUAGUCCACGCCAUGCCUAGCAGGGGUGCUGUUGCCACGAUAUAAUGUGGCCGCGUGCUUUCUCUAGGCACCAGGUCAAACUAGGGAACACCACGCUCGGGUAUUUUUUUACCAAGGAAAUAAAGUUAAAUUCAGAGUAUGUUUUUAUUUUUAAGUUUGACUUUAUAGGAUAUUGGUCUUAUAUUUGUAUCAUUUUGUGUAUUAAGCCAAAAAAAAAGAGUCAAUACUUUUCUCACACACAGUGACUUAGCUGCAUUCACGAGUAAUAUUUAGACAUGCUGUCAGGACUUCCAGCCAUUUCCAUUCUCUUGGAGCACAUUUGGCUCAAUGUAACUAAGACUUUGGUCUGAAACGUGAAGCAGUUUUUAAUUCUAAAGAGAAUGCGUCCUCUGUACUACUUACAUGCAAUAAAAUAAAAGUGGAUUAAUAAAGCAACGCCCUGAUGACGCUAAGGGCAACUCUGGAUGUUUGAACACAUCUGGGCUACUUUUGGUUUACUGGGUGUUUAGUGAAGUCGAUAAUGCAGCUUUGUUUAGGUUUCCAGCGAGAGGACUAAAGAAUGGCUGUGAAGUAAUAGAUGCUUCUUGAGAAUUGAAAGCCAUGAAUGUUGCCCCUUACCCACAUAAGUAAAUAAAUAUCAGACCUCAACCUGAUGUCUUUGGGUCCUCGGACUUACCAAGCUGAUCUUGCCGUUACUGCUCUGCAGAGAACUUGAGAAGGAACCGUGGCCUGUACACAUUUGAUCCAGAUUUGUAACAGUUGUUUCAUAUCUAUAUAUAUAUAUAUAUAUAUAUUUAAAAAUAAUAAUUCAAAGUGAUUUGUAUCUUUUUGUGACAGUGGUGACUCAUGACGCCCAGCCCAUGCCUUAUUCUGUCCUGUACAGAGCAUUGUUCAGCUACAGUAAACCUUGACCACAAAGGUAAACAUUAUACAAAUGGAUUGUCUUCAAUUUAAGCCAAAAUGUUAAUGAGAAAUUAAAGACAGAGCUGGGCAUGGUGGCUCAUGACUAUAGUCCCAACACUCAGGAGACUGAGGCAGGAGAGUUGCCACAAGACCCAGGCUGUCCUAAGUUCCGUGCAGUCUGGUGUGCGGCCCUAUCUCAGAGGAGAGAAAAGAACCUGCACGGUUGCUCGGCACGCCUGGUGGAGCAGCGCAGCACAGCUCACGAGGUUGCUGGGAACUGCCAGGUUUCACAGGGACUCUAAAGCAGGCAGCACAUCCCACCAGCUCCCGACAGCCCUGGCUCUCCACCAGUAAGUACCACACUUUACAUCUCUACCAGUGUCAGCUCUGAAGCUGCCAGCUACCCUCCAUGGGCCUACUUAGACACACAGACAGCUCCCGGAUGGGCGGGUGUGGCCAUGUGGGCUCACAAGCAGACUGACAGCUGGCCUGUGUCACAGGUCCAGGAUUCCCCAAGCACACCACUGUCAGAUGUUUUCUAAGUCUUUUGUAGCUAGAGAAAACAACUCAUUUCCCUACAGAAGUUCAGUCUGCUGUGCCUGUUUUUACCUACUAUGGCUACAAGCGCAUCGGCUUUCGAGCCUUGUCUGUGGCCACAUCUCAGAGGGGCGCAGUCUAUGGGAUUCAAAAAAUACCAAAUGUCAAAUUUUGCAUAUGGGGAAACAAAUAUCCAGGUUCUAAAUAAUAAAUUAGAUCACAAAUUUUCCUGUCUUUUAAAUUAGCACUGCAGGUUAUAUUACGUGGUUUUUCUACAGGUAUUAAAUAUGUGAUAAGUUUUAUUCUGACCAGUGAAUAAUUUGAAUAUCAUUGGUCUGUUUGACCUCUAGAGCAUCUUUGUUCUCAGAGAAUCACCCACAGUGGGUUACCUCAUUUUUCUGUGUGUGUGUGUGUGCGCGCGCGUGCGCACGUUUUAUUUUGUCAUUUUCUUUAUAUUUUGGCUGUUAACGUUCGUUUUUGUCUCAGUGAACAGGGCGUUUUUUUAUAUGUGAGGCUUCAGAUGGUGCUGAAGCUGCCCUUUGAAUGCCCACUUAGUUAUCAGCGGCUGGGCAGCUCGGCAGCUCCUAGAGUUGAAGUCAGUUUAAACAAGAGCCGUUUCCAGCCUGGCAUGUAAGGUGAAAAGUGGAGUGUGGUGGCACAGACCGAUCGAUCUGCACUGCUCCCACAGCGAAGACAAAGUGCAGUCCUGCGCUAACACAGUCUUGGUCCGAGACAAGGAUGCUAUGCCAGGGAUACCUUCCCAAGUAAGGACUGACAGGCUGAAGAA
Messenger RNA from Myodes glareolus (Bank vole), 4416 nucleotides. NCBI's taxonomy places the organism in Eukaryota, Metazoa, Chordata, Mammalia, Rodentia, Cricetidae. The record is from RefSeq and is a predicted model, not a curated record.